Messenger RNA from Pneumocystis murina B123, 411 nucleotides. RefSeq lists its product as hypothetical. Lineage: Eukaryota; Fungi; Ascomycota; Pneumocystomycetes; Pneumocystales; Pneumocystaceae. Gene Ontology annotation, cellular component: ribosome; cytosolic large ribosomal subunit. Gene Ontology annotation, molecular function: structural constituent of ribosome. The coding region runs from base 1 to 411 and encodes 136 amino acids. The transcript is spliced from 4 exons. Gene Ontology annotation, biological process: translation. The record is from RefSeq and is a predicted model, not a curated record.
AUGGUUAAAUUUAUUAAACCGGGAAAAGUAGUAUUGCUUCUCCGAGGACGAUAUGCUGGUAGAAAAGCAGUUAUUGUUCAACAAAUAGAUUCAGGUUCUAAGUUUCAUCCAUUUGGACAUGCAAUUGCUAUUGGUAUUGAUCGGUAUCCACGAAAGGUGACCAAGAGAAUGGGUUCUAGUAAAGUUUCCAAAAGAUCUAAAAUAAAGCCUUUUAUUAAAAUUAUAAAUUAUAAUCAUUUUAUGGUCACACGUUAUACUUUUGAGCUUGAAACUUUGAAGGGGAUUGUUACACCAGAAACAUUUAGAGAACCUUCUCAACGGGAAGAAGCUAAAAAAGCAAUUAAAAGGAUUCUUGAAGAAAGAUAUAUGUCUGGGAAAAAUAGGUGGUUUUUUACGCCUAUUCGGUUCUAA